Messenger RNA from Haemonchus placei, 258 nucleotides. The record is from the annotation of a GenBank genome assembly. NCBI's taxonomy places the organism in Eukaryota, Metazoa, Nematoda, Chromadorea, Rhabditida, Trichostrongylidae.
AUGCAGAAAGCCCCACUAGAGAAGAUGAAAAAGAAAUUGUCAGACGAUAUUAUGAAGAAAGUAGCAGCAAAACUGUCAGGGGAAGCGGUGAAGAAACCAUCAGGGAAGCAGUCGGAGGAGAAUGUGAAGAAAUCAUCAGGAGAAGGUUCAAAAGAGCAUGCGAAAGGCAAACAACCGAAACGAAAAGAAGGAAAGAAAGUCAAGCACGGCGCGAAAAACGAGUCGAAGGGGUACGUACUUCCCUUACCUUUGAGCUAA